AUGAGUGUGAGACUCCAGGGAUGUGUAUGAACGGCCACUGUGUGAACACGGAGGGGUCGUUCAGGUGUGAGUGUAUGGCUGGUCUGGCCGUGGGUCUGGAUGGCCGCGUCUGUGUCGACACACAUAUGCGCAGCACUUGUUACGGAGGCUACAAGCGGGGACAGUGUGUGAAGCCAUUCUUCGGAGCCGUGACCAAGUCAGAAUGCUGCUGUGCCAGUGUGGAGUACGCCUUUGGAGAGUCCUGCCAACCAUGCCCACCCCAAAACUCAGCUGAGUUCCUGGCUCUGUGUAGUAACGGCCCCGGCACCACCAGCGAUGGCAGAGAUAUCAAUGAGUGUGCUCUGGACCCGGACAUCUGUCAGAACGGUGUGUGUGAGAACAUGCUGAGGACCUAUAAGUGUAACUGUAACAUGGGCUUUGAGGUGGACACCACUGGAAAACACUGUGUUGACAUAGAUGAGUGUGCAGUGAACAGGUUACUGUGUGACAACGGCCUGUGCAGGAACACUCCAGGUAGUUUCACCUGCCACUGUCCCACCGGCUUCCUGUUCCACGCUGAGACGGAUGUCUGCGAAGACAUUGAUGAGUGUGAGUCGAAGCCGUGUGUGAACGGGGACUGUAAGAACAGCCCGGGGUCCUACGUGUGUCUCUGCUCAGCAGGCAGCACGCUGGACGCCUCUGGAACACAGUGUAUAGAGACCAGUAAAGGCACAUGUUGGCUGAAGGUGAUUAACGGACGCUGUGAGAUCAACAUCAACGGAGCCACUCUGAAAUCCCACUGCUGCUCCACACUGGGAGAGGCCUGGGGAAGUCCCUGUGCCAAGUGUGAACCAGAUCAGUUUUGCACUAAGGGUUAUGCUAGAGUCAGAGGGACCAUCUGUGAAGAUGUUAAUGAGUGUGAGGUGUUUCCGGGGGUGUGUAUCAAUGGGAAGUGUGUGAACACCGUGGGUUCCUUCAUCUGCCAGUGUCCCCCUGGGAUGACUGUCGACGCCACCGGACGGACAUGUAUAGACCUGCGUACAGAGCAGUGUUAUCUGAGCCACGAGGAUGAGCGUUGCGGAGCCCCUAUCCCGGGUCGUCACCGUGUGGACGCGUGCUGCUGCUCAGUGGGUGUGGCCUGGGGCCCGGAAUGUGAUGAGUGUCCGGAGAAAGGCUCUCAGGAGUACAGCCAGCUCUGUCCCAGGGGACCCGGCUUCGCUAACAGAGGAGACUUCAUUAAUGGACGGCCCUUCCUCAAAGAUAUAAACGAGUGUAAGAUGAUCCACAGCUUGUGCUCCAAUGGGAAGUGUAGGAACACCAUCGGUAGUUUCCGUUGUCGCUGUGACAACGGCUUCGCUCUGGACUCUGAUGAGAGGAACUGUACAGACAUCGACGAAUGCCGUAUCUCUCCAGACCUGUGUGGUCAGGGCACGUGUGUGAACACAGGUGGGGACUUCGAGUGCGAAUGUUUUGAAGGUUACGAGAGCGGCUUCAUGAUGAUGAAGAACUGCAUGGACAUUGAUGAGUGUGAGCGGAACCCUCUGCUGUGUCGCGGUGGUGAGUGUGUGAACAACGAGGGCAGCUUCCAGUGUGUGUGUCCCGACGGACACGAGAUUGCCCCCGACGGAUCCGCCUGUCUCGAUAUUAAUGAGUGUGAACUGAGUGAAAAGCUGUGUCGGAACGGUCAGUGUGUGAAUAUGAUUGGACGUUACCAGUGUUCCUGUGAUACUGGAUAUAAAUCCACAGAGGACAGACUGGCCUGUGUCGACAUUGAUGAGUGUACGAUCCAGAAUGGAGGUUGUGAGACAUUCUGUACCAACUCAGAGGGGAGCUAUGAGUGCAGCUGUCGCUCUGGAUACGCCCUGAUGCCAGACCUCAGGACCUGCACUGACAUUGAUGAGUGUGAGGAGAGUCCAGACAUCUGUGACGGAGGCCAGUGUACCAACAUCCCAGGAGAGUACCAGUGUCUCUGCUUCGAUGGAUUCAUGUCUUCUGAAGAUAUGAAGACCUGUCUGGAUGUGGAUGAGUGUGAGCUGAACCCAAACAUCUGUCUGAGUGGGAAUUGUGAGAACAGCAAGGGAUCCUUCAUCUGCCACUGUGACAAGGGCUACUCCGUACGCAAGGGAACCACCGGCUGCACAGCUUCUCUUGAACAUUACUGAUGCUUGGGUCAGCCUAAUCACCUGGAAUCAACCCAACACACAUACAUACUGCAGUCAGAGAACAGGAGAGGACUGGAGGAGGGAGG
This is a messenger RNA of Salvelinus namaycush (lake trout), 2227 nucleotides long. Its product is annotated as fibrillin-1-like. Bases 21 to 2141 code for a protein of 706 amino acids. The record is from RefSeq and is a predicted model, not a curated record. The transcript is spliced from 18 exons. Lineage: Eukaryota; Metazoa; Chordata; Actinopteri; Salmoniformes; Salmonidae. Gene Ontology annotation, molecular function: calcium ion binding.